Molecule: messenger RNA, 1006 nt
Organism: Dioscorea cayenensis subsp. rotundata (Guinea yam)
Lineage: Eukaryota; Viridiplantae; Streptophyta; Magnoliopsida; Dioscoreales; Dioscoreaceae
Product: protein PHLOEM PROTEIN 2-LIKE A9-like
Exons: 3
Coding region: 241-807 (188 amino acids)
Source: RefSeq, a predicted model, not a curated record
CAUAUUUAAAAAGUUGAAAGUGUUAGUUUAAUGCUUUUCUCUGCCGACAACAUUCUACAAGCUUGUGUGAAAGAUAAAACAGGACAAAGAAUAAUCGAAUAAAUCUGGUUUAUAGCGCCAAUGGAUUCCUUGCAAACGUAUGAUCGUUAUCUGUACAAUCCAAUUGCUUUUUUCUGUUUAUAAAAGCCAAAGAAGUUUCAUUAAUCUAACAAGAAAGAGUGUCCUAAAAUUUCAAGCAAAAUGACUGAACAAGAGCAAACUUCAGAAUAUCAUGGCACUCCUUGGAAGGCUAAUCAAAAUAAAUCGGAAGUAUUAGGGGGAGGUGAGGUUUGCAUCUGUUCAAAGGACUUGAAAAUUGUUUGGGGAGAUGAUUGGAGGUUUUGGAAACAGGUGAAAAUUCCGAAUGGUGAUAAUAAAUGGUUAAAAUGUGAAGAUGGAAUGGAGUUGGUUCAAGUGUGUUAUCUGGAAGUAACAGGGACACUAGACUUGGAUAAACAAGAACAGUUGUCAGCAGGCAAUACUUAUGAAUUGUUCUACAUUAUAAAGUUCAAAAUUGAUGCAUUUGGGUGGCAGGAUUGCCCUGUUUUACUUCACUUAGUGACCCCAAAUGGUGAUAAGAUUAAGAAAAGUGUCAACUUUGAAGAUUACAGGAAGAAGGGUGAAGGAUGGUACCCAGUUCUUGGAGGUGAAUUCACUGUUGGAUCACCCUUGAAGGGAAAAAUCAGCUUUGGAAUUCAUGAAACAGAGACUCCUUUUUGGAAGGGUGGCAUAAUCCUUCACGGUGUCCUUAUUCAACCCAAGAAAUAAUUAAUUCCCUUCUAUCUACCUAUCUAUCUAUGGAUCUGUUUAGUUUUUAUUUUUGUGAUUUGGAUUGUGUGAAACUUUUGUGCUACAUUAUUAUACAUGUAAUUGGAGAGCCUGAUGAGGUGUAUGUUGUGGUUUUCUUUAAUUCUGUUGUAUUCUGUCCAAUGGUCAUUUUAUGAUAUAAACAGUUGAUUAAUCUUUA